This is a messenger RNA of Phalaenopsis equestris, 1164 nucleotides long. Its product is annotated as protein TIFY 8. NCBI's taxonomy places the organism in Eukaryota, Viridiplantae, Streptophyta, Magnoliopsida, Asparagales, Orchidaceae. Gene Ontology annotation, biological process: regulation of defense response; regulation of jasmonic acid mediated signaling pathway; response to wounding. The record is from RefSeq and is a predicted model, not a curated record. Gene Ontology annotation, cellular component: nucleus.
GGAGGCAGACCGUUAACAAUUCAGCUGUCUUUCUCAUUCAUGAAAGGAAGGACGGUUCCUCAAGGCCAGAGGCAAGUAAUACAUUUUCUGGGAAGAAACGAAGCAAUUCUGAUUCAGCUUUUAUGGGCUUUAUAACUGAUAAAAUCAAGCCAGUAUGUGGAGAUGCAGCUGAAUGUUCACGUUCCUUGAAGCCUCAGAUGCUUCGGAAAGAGGUGAUCAGUGAUCGGUCCGGGAAAAAUCAAGAUGAACUGCAGUUCCCUAUUCAAUCGCCUCUAAGGUCAACAUCAUUACAUUCUCCUCUUGGCAGUAGACCAGUUUUGCAUUCAUCUAAAUUGGAGCGGCCUAUCCCUCCGAAUCAUGGUUCAAUUGUGCAAUACCCAUCCCAUGUUGCUAAAACUGGGCUGUUUUCUUCUUCAUAUGUCUCCAAGGAUGCCAAUGCCAGUGCCAUACUUAUGUCUCAGCCUGCAGCAGAUGAAGGUUCUCGGACUGGCAUUAAAAGUUAUGGAGUUUUGAAUGUUGUCACCUCCAGCAGUGGACCUGGCGAAAGAAGCAUCUCUAGGGUAUUGCCUUAUUGUAGCAGGCCAAAGUGUAUGCAGAUCCAUGAGCCUGAAUCUUCAAAUGCAUCCAGAUACAAUGGUUUGCCAAAUGUUGGCCGACAAAUGACCGUAUUUUAUGCUGGUCAAGCCCAUGUAUUUGAUGAUGUCCAUCCGAAUAAGGCUGAAGUGAUAAUGGCAUUGGCAGGCUCAACUGGGGGUUCAUGGUCUACUACCUAUUCACAAAAGCCUGCUACGUGUCCUUCAUCUGGUGAAGUACCUACUGAACUGAUUCAAAGGCAUAUCAACAGUUUUUCUUCCAUUCAGGCGAAUCCUGAGCAUGCCCUCUGCCAAGUUGAUAAAACCACUCUUACAAGGGAUAUCCCUAGUCUCACUUCAGGGGGUCAAGAGAGUGGCAGGGUUGUCAAAGAUGCAAGAUUAGGGAUUCAAACACCGUUACCCAGUCCUGCAGGGCAGAGAGAAGCAAGUUGAAGUUUUUUUUUUCCUCUACUUGGAUUUUGACAUUUUGGUCAUUUUCAUUUUUGUUGUAAAUUUUAGAGCUUUGAGGCCAAUGUAAGUUGUAAACAUCAAUUAGUUUGCAGUGCAACCCCAUCCAUGGUUUUGUAUGUGC